GAUUACUACUGCAUCGGCUCGUCUUCUUUGUUCAUAUCCCUUACCCAUCUUUGGCUUUCAGGCCAUCAAGAUGAAUGUGCUAACUGAAAGAAUCAAUCCGGAUCUGGACCAUUCUUUGUUCUAUCAACCUUUGUCUACAUGUCGAACACCUCCCCAUCCGGUGGAUCUCUGGACUGAGUUCUGAAAUACAACCUGGUAAGCAGGUUAUUCUCUGAGAUGGGUAUUAGACUGAUCAAUGAGUUUUUGCUCAUCCUUAAUUCUCAACAAUCAUGGCAGCCCCUGGAGUAGACAACAGCAAUAAUGUCAGAUGGAUGGGUGGCUAUUUCGCUGGUGAAGGAGCCAACGGUACUUGUGGCUACUGGAUCAAGGUCGAUCAAAACGAGAGGAUCAUCGACCGCAUGGUGAUCAAAGAUACAUGGGACACUGCCUCCACCAAGGAGCCACCAGAAUACCAGGGCAUAUACCAGGACCUUGUGAAUAAGGGUCUUGAUGUAAGCGAUUUUCCAGGAGCAGCGCUACCGAGCGAGAGAUUCUACAAAGAGGCGUAUAUCCAAGGACUCUUGACUGACCCAUCUGGCGUCAAUACCGCAUAUACGGUACCGCUGCGUGGUUACAAGAGGUUUGAUGAGACGGAUGAUGCUCGUGGCACUCACUGGAGAAUAUACAUGGAUUACAUGCAAGCAGGCGAUCUUCACGACGUAUUGGUCUAUAACGACUUCCGGGCAGACGUCAAUGGCGUUAACAGGUUCAUAGACAUACCAGUCGCUGAAGCCUUUAUAUGGUGGAUAAUGGAAUGUCUCGCCAACGCAUUAAUCCAGAUGGAAACCGUUGCACGCAAUCGACCUAAUGCGCGUGUCCAACAAGACGAAGCCAUAGUCAUGCUAGACUUGAAGCCUGAAAACAUCCUCUUAGACUCCAUCAGAGGACCACACUAUCCAGUGUAUCCAAAACCCAUGGUCGCCGACUUCGGUUCAGCGAUAAUAACCUAUCUCGAUGAUCCAGACAACGAAGACAAGUCAGCCAGCGAAUCAACCACCGCAGGCUACGAAGCCCCCGAAAUGUUUCAACUCACCGAAGAAGACUUUGGCGACGACUACGACAGAUACAUAGAAGGUCCCGUGCACUCAUACACCAACAUCUGGCAAAUCGGCCGUCUUGUCGAAACCCUGAUGCGACUAGGCAAAAAAGAUCCUGAUGGAACUCUUGCGGCGAAUCCUAUCCAAAUUUCCGCUAUAGCCACGAACUCAAUUACAUCAUCGAUGCAUGUCAAGCCGAAGACCCCAAUGAUCGAUACUCGCCGCAAGAUCUCUUGGAUUAUAUCAACCAUCACGCACCUCUCCACAACAGUGGUAUGAAGGAAUGGGCAACCGAGCCCUGGAUCGCGGCUAGAGAAGCAACAACACCCUUCUUGAACCCAUACGAUCUCGAGCAGAGAAAUCAACGUAUCGAUAGACGUGUCAGGGAAGGGAAAUUGGUCUUCUUGAGGCAUUUCCAGGAUUCGGUCUUGGCAAACAGGUAUUGUUCUUUGGAUGUGGAACUUCCUGAUGGAUGUGAGCUCGCUUACGCAGGGAAAUUUGAUCAAAAUAGAAUUGGCAAUUUCUUCGUAGAGCCACAGCCGCCGCCGCCGCCGCCGCCUCCUCCUCCUCCUCCUCCUCCUCCUCCU
Molecule: messenger RNA, 1663 nt
Organism: Aureobasidium subglaciale EXF-2481
Lineage: Eukaryota; Fungi; Ascomycota; Dothideomycetes; Dothideales; Saccotheciaceae
Exons: 1
Coding region: 270-1355 (361 amino acids)
Biological process (GO): protein phosphorylation
Molecular function (GO): protein kinase activity; ATP binding
Source: RefSeq, a predicted model, not a curated record